Molecule: messenger RNA, 2574 nt
Organism: Anguilla anguilla (European eel)
Lineage: Eukaryota; Metazoa; Chordata; Actinopteri; Anguilliformes; Anguillidae
Gene: ccdc172
Product: coiled-coil domain containing 172
Exons: 8
Coding region: 63-815 (250 amino acids)
Cellular component (GO): cytoplasm
Source: RefSeq, a predicted model, not a curated record
UAAUCGGUAACUACCAACUCAUCGGAAUCAUCAGCAACCAGAGGGUUUCUUCACCUGAUAAUAUGAGUCUCGAUGCGCUGUUUAAUCAAAUUCUACUCACAGAACAAAAAGUUUCAGAGCAAACAAAGCUGUUGCAGGACGUGAAGGCAGCAAUCAGCAAAUACCAAGGAAAGAUAAAAACAACAACAGAAGAGUUAAACUAUGCUAAGAAUCAACUAGAGGAAAAGUGCAAGGUACUGACAGAGUAUGGGCUACAGAUGGAGCUGUUGAAGAAGUGCAGUGACAGUAGGGAGAAACAGAGGGAAGACCUUCUCACUCAACAGAGCCAACUGCAAGAAACCUCUGAGGAGACUCAGCGGAGGGCAGCAGAGGAGAGAGACAGAUUCAUGGAGGAGAUUGUGAGCUUCAACACUGAGUUCAACCUGUUGGUAGAUAGACGGACGGUGGAGGAGAACCGGGCCAGGGCAGAGAUCGAGGCCAUGCAGAAGGAGGAGGAUUCACUCAAUGAAGAGAUGGAGCACAUGGCACAGGGCAAUGCAGGAAUUCUGUCCUUGCAGGCAGAGAGGAUGGCCCUGCAGAGGGAGCUCUCUGAGUUCGAGAGACGUGUCGAAGACGUGGACACACAGCUUGGGGAAGCGGAGGCAGUCACAAACUGUCUGAAAGCAGAGAGAGCAACAGUCAGUCAGAGGCCAUCAACCGACAGUGCGUUUCUUAGGCUGAAGAGCGAGGUCGCGGAGCUGAAGGAAGGGGAGCCGAGUCAUGUGCGGCAGGCGCUUCGCUCAGAGAUAGAGCUGCUGAAAACGAAACUGUCCUAGAAGGACACUCUUGUUCCUAGUUUGAACUGCAAAAACAUGUGGCGUAUACAGUACCUGUGCUGCAGGUCACAGGGCUCAGUCCUGACAGAACAGCAAAAAAACCUGAUCUGGUACUUCCUACCUGUGACUGCACUGUUUUGUUAUGGUUCAGUUCUUUUACAUGUUUGAAUGUGCAUGGAACAAACUUUUGAGAAAUGAAUUCCCAGCACCAAAAACCAAAAAGCCUCCCUGUGAUCUCUGAGGUUUUGGAAUCAGUGAGAAAAAGUUUUCUGUUUUCUUGCUUUUACAGUACAGAUAAUAGGGAAAAUGCUUAGUUAUACAGUUAUACAGUUGUGUAUUUUCUAUCAUCUAAAGCGAUCAUAGCUUUUAUAUUUGACCAGCUUUGGCCAGCACAAUACCAUAUUGCUGUAUUGCUUUAAAAGCUAAAGACAGCCACCUUGUGGGAGGAUUGAGUACUACAGAACUGAUGCUAGAGCACCAGUGAAGCUUCCAGAUUGUGCACUAAACAUAUUAAAUUAGCUUGUCUAGCCCAUGCCCACAGAUUUUUUUUAAACUGCCCCAGAGUUCUCAUUCACUUUAAUUUUUUCUUUAUAAGACGUAUUAUUUUCAGUACCACAAGGCAUGGGUGACUUUAAUUAUACUGUAAAAUAGCUGGCAAGAUUAAAUUCAGUGAUUUUAUUGCUGUAUCUCAGUCACUCAUACAGCCAAGUGAAAAUGCAGCUUUUAAACACAACACAUACAAAGCAUGCACACGCACAUAUGACACAUAUGUAUUUAAAAUGGGUGUGACAUAUGUUAGGCAUGACACGGUGGUGCACUGAAUAGCACUAUUGCCUCACGGUUAGAAAGUACUGAGUUUGAAACUCAACCUUUCUGCAUUGAGUUUGCAUGUUCUCCUCAUGUCUGUGUGGGUUUCCAUUGGGUACUCAGCUGCUACCACUACUUCCUGAACUAAGCUGGUAAAAUAAGUGAAAUCUGGUUGUGUAGCGCACGGUUGGAGCAAAGCCCACAGGACCUGAGUAUCACUACUGUAGUGUAUAAAUAAGAUCUAUUACAGUAAUCUAUUAAAUGUUUUCCACUUAAAGAUUUGUUUUCAAGUUUUAAAAAUUAUUUUUCCAUCUGGAAAUCGGUCUGGCAAUUCCAAAAGUACUCUGGCACCAUUUGACAGUAAAAUUGCUUUACAAAAUAAAAGUUGAUUUAUUGGUGGAUUGAGUGAACACACUGGUGCACACAACAGCCCUUCUUAAAAGAAUUGAAGGAGCAUCACACAUCAAGGAGCAUAGAGAGUCUCAUACAUCAGGAUGCACAUAGUGCAUUUGAACUGAAUCUGCCCUUUAUUACUGUGCAUAAAUAACUGCAGUUCUUUACAGGGGUUUGACUGGCUCUGUUCUUCAGAUACCUCACAAAGAGACCUCUGCAUUCCCGGUGUCAGAAUGGAGGUGGUGAAAUGCAGCAUCACAUUAUCCGUUACCUCAGUUUGGUUUAUUAACUGAAGCUCGAUCUCUCAUUAAUGUGUACAAGCUUUUGCACGGUCUGUAACUACUGUUCCCACCAAAGCUCUUUCUCUCGUUUAUGUGUAAAAAUGUGGUCAUUUUAUAGCAGUUGCUUAUCAAAGAGAAGUUGCUUAUCAAAGAUUCAUUGUUCAUGACUUGAGAACAAGCUUUUAAAGGCUUAAAAUAUGAAAAUAAAAUAAAAUGGUUCACAGAAUAGUAAUACAUUUAGUGAGAGCACAACACAUAUGGCUAGAUUGCCAAGGGUA